AGUUCGUUGGUGGCAGGCUACUCUUCUCUCUUCGAGGUCCCUGACUCAGUGUCUAAUGGAGCUUUCUUACCAGACUCUCAAACUCACGCACCAGGCGCGGGAGGCGUACGAGAUGAGAACAGAAGCACGAAGAAAAAAUCUUCUCAUUUUGAUUUUGCAUUACUUAACACAAGAAGGCUAUAUGGAUGCAGCUAACGCUUUGGAGGAGGAGACAAAGCUGGGAUUACGGCGCUUUGAAGUCUGUGACAACGUUGACCUAGAAACUAUUUUGAUGGAAUACGAGAGCUAUUAUUUUGUAAAAUUCCAGAAGUAUCCCAAAGUGGUUAAGAAGGCACCAGACUCAGUAGAAAAUAAUUUACCAUCACGAAGUGGAGGGAAGAACAAAAGGUUGACGAAUGACAAUUGUCAAAAUCUCCCCAAGAUAUAUCACCAGAAGUCACGACCCAAAACUACAGCAGUGAAGACAGGGGACACCAAAUCUGUCAAGGAACACCCUAAACAGGAGAGUGUCACUAAUGCUCAAGCAGAGAGCACUGACUUCGGCCUAAACAUAUCAAAAAUCUACAAAGACCACCCAGAGGAAAAGGCCCACCCACGGAGAGGCCAAAUCAUUGACUUCCGAGGACUGCUCACAGACGCUAUCAAAGGAGCCUCCAGUGAAUUUGCCUUGAACACCUUUGAAUGUAACCCAGACCCUUCAGAGCGGCUGUUGAAACCUCUGAGUGCAUUUAUUGGCAUGAACAGUGAGAUGCGAGAACUGGCAGCGGUGGUGAGCAGGGACAUUUAUCUCCAUAAUCCCAACAUAAAGUGGAAUGACAUUAUUGGACUGGAUGCAGCCAAGCAGCUCGUCAAAGAAGCCGUCGUGUACCCAAUAAGGUACCCACAGCUGUUCACAGGAAUUCUUUCCCCGUGGAAAGGACUACUGCUGUACGGCCCCCCAGGCACAGGGAAGACUCUGCUGGCCAAAGCAGUGGCCACCGAGUGCAAAACGACCUUCUUUAACAUUUCGGCAUCCACCAUUGUCAGCAAGUGGAGAGGAGAUUCCGAAAAACUGGUCCGGGUGCUAUUUGAACUUGCUCGAUAUCACGCCCCCUCCACGAUCUUCCUGGACGAGCUGGAGUCCGUGAUGAGUCAGAGAGGCAUGGUUCCUGGGGGAGAACAUGAAGGGAGCCUUCGGAUGAAGACGGAGUUGCUGGUGCAGAUGGAUGGCUUAGCACGCUCGGAGGAUCUCGUGUUUGUCUUAGCAGCCUCGAACCUGCCGUGGGAGCUAGACUGUGCCAUGUUACGGCGCCUGGAGAAGAGGAUUCUGGUUGGUCUCCCCAGCCGAGAGGCCAGACAGGCGAUGAUCUACCACUGGCUGCCCCCUGUAAGCAAGAACCACGCCCUGGAGCUGCACACAGAGCUGGAAUACAGCGUGUUGAGCCAGGAAACAGAGGGCUACUCGGGCUCCGACAUUAAGCUAGUCUGCAGGGAGGCAGCCAUGAGGCCUGUGCGAAAGAUCUUCAAUGUGCUUGAAAACUACCAGCCAGAGAGCAACAAUUUACCUGGGAUCCAGCUGGAUACCGUGACCACAGAGGACUUUUUGGAUGUGUUGGCUCACACCAAGCCUUCAGCAAAGAAUCUGACUGAGAGAUACUUAGCCUGGCAAGAGAAGUUUGAGUCUGUAUAAAGCUGUGCCCAGCCUGACCUGGCUUGAGGCAGCCAAGAGCCUCCCCAGUGUGACUGCGAUGAAGGGAGGAAAUUAUCCUUGAAAGCAGGACUAAUUUGGACAACCGUGUUACUUUGGAAACAUGAGCUCUUGUGUCAUGGAUGUCAGCAUGGAGAUUUCAGUCGUGAGUGUGUGCUGUUAGGUCAGGCAAUAGAGGUUUUUCUCCCAAUUCAACUAUAAAAUUUUAAAGAAGUUUCCUUUGUUUCUCCUCAUUUGUGAAAUGAGAUCUUCAUUUUGAAAAAACAUGUUCUUAGUCUCUAUUUUAAUUUUUCUUUCUUUUUUAAAUUUUUUCCUUCCUUCCUUCCUUCCUUUCUUUUCUUUCUUUUCAGGUUUCUCUGUGUAGCCCUAGCUGUCCUGGAACUUACUCUGUAGACCAGGCUGGCAUUAAACUCAGAAAUCUGCUUGCCUCUGCCUCCCAAGUGCUGGGAUUAAAGGUGUGCGCCACCACUGCCUGGCCCUAUUCUUAAUUUCUUUCUUGUAAUACAUUCUCAAACUUGUCAGAUAUCAUCAGUAUCCUCUCCCCUCUCCCUCCUCACUUCUUUCCUUCCUUCCUUCCUUCUUUCCUUUCUUCCCCUUCCUUCCUUCCUUCCUUCCUUCCUUCCUUCCUUCCUUCCUUCCUUCCUUCCUUCCUUCCUUCCUUCCUUCCUUCCUUCCUUCCAAGACAAGUUCUCAUUGUGUAGUGCCUGCUGGCCUGGAACUCACAUUGUAGACCAGGCUGACCUUGAUUUCACAAAGAUCCACCUGCCUCUUCGGGGGUUAAAAGUGCUGCCCUAACACGGCUGGCUGUAUGCCUUUCUAACAGGCUGAAUGCUCCAUGUAACACUGAUCUCCCCACUGCCUGCUUCAGGGAAAGCAGACAGCCACAAAACCAUAUCCACCCCCUUUCAGUUCACCUCACCCUAGCUGACCACCAUGAUCACUGUCAUGCGUACUGUCCUCAAGGCCUUAACUGCUGCUUUCCCAGACGAUGAAGGGAAACCUCCAUUCCUGCCAGAUGCUCGGGGCUCUGGAGUCCAGCCAGUGUGUCAGCUAAUUUUCAGCCACUUGGCUUUCAGCCCUGCCUUACAUUCCCUCUACACUGUCCCUCAAGGUUCUUGGAGGGUUCUGAAGGCUAGAGUACAUGUGUAGCUUGCCUGGUUUAGUUAGUAGGUACCCCCGCUUUGCAUCUUCCAGUGUCACCUCUUCUCGCCUGCAUCCUCUUACUGGCUCAUCUUGUGGGCUUCUGAAUUCUCAGUUUCCUUCAUUUUAGUGGAGUUUUGAGAAAGGAGAUCAACUCAUACACACAUUUACUAUAGGCUAUCUACAGUUACUUGCUCUUUGUGUGAGUGAAUGUCACAUGUGUACAGAUGCCACGGAGGCCAGAAGACUGUGUCAGCUCCUCUGGAUUACCUAUAGCUGGAGUUACAGGCAGCUGCAAACUUCUGUACCAAACCCAGGUCCUCUGAAAGAAUGCAAAUGCUCCUAACCACCGAACUGUCUCUCCUGCCCCUUUUUACUAUUUUUAAUUAAACGUAUUCUUUGACAGUUUCCUAUGUAUGUAUAAUGUACUCUGCCUACUCUCAUUCUGCCCUGACUUCCCUCCUUUUCCCUUGGUAGUGUCUUUGUGACUCACUGAGUCUAACUGAGGCCGACCAUGUAUAUGGAACUAUCCACUGGAAGUGCUGGGCUCCUCAGUGGGCAUAGAGCUCAAUAUAACGACCCCUCCCCACUCAGAGCCCAUCAGUAAGCAAUAGUUCCCUCGGGAAGGGAAGGGACUCAUGAACCCCUGCCAGUCCACGACUGACUGUUAACUGUAGUCUUGUGCAGGUGGUACAGGUAACUGCAGCUUCUGUGAGUUCAUGACUGUAAACUGUCAUUCUUAGCGGAGUGUCUAUCUAAUCUCCUUGUCACCAAACUCUUAGAUUUUUUUCUGUUCCCUUUGCUGAGAUGUUCUCUGAACUAUAGAUAGGUCUAUCUUUUUUAAGUAGGUUAAGGGGUUGGGACAACAGUUCUGUUGGCUUGCCUUUAAAUUUGAAACCUGAGUUUGAUCCCUAACAUUCACAUAAAAUUCCAGGACUAGUGUUGCAGGCUUCUAACCCCAGUGCUGGGGAGGCAGCAGAGACAGGAGGAACCCCUGCCUCACUGGCUGGGCAGGCUAGCCUGAUUGGUGAGCUCCAGGCCAAUAAAUCCUGUCUCAAAGGAGGUGGGUGGUAUUUCUGAGGGUGAUACUUGGGGUUGUCCUCUGGUCUCUAGAACAUGUACAUAUGCACACAUGUGCACUUUUAAAAGAUUUUAUAUAUAUUAUCUUUAUAUAAAUUUAUGUAGACUUUAUAAUAUAUCGCUAUUAACAUAUAAAACUAUAUA
Messenger RNA from Apodemus sylvaticus (European woodmouse), 4051 nucleotides. RefSeq names its product katanin catalytic subunit A1 like 2 (gene Katnal2). The record is from RefSeq and is a predicted model, not a curated record. Gene Ontology annotation, molecular function: ATP hydrolysis activity; ATP binding; protein binding. The coding region runs from base 56 to 1669 and encodes 537 amino acids. NCBI's taxonomy places the organism in Eukaryota, Metazoa, Chordata, Mammalia, Rodentia, Muridae. The transcript is spliced from 16 exons.